Messenger RNA from Penicillium manginii, 1509 nucleotides. Its product is annotated as UbiD family decarboxylase. NCBI's taxonomy places the organism in Eukaryota, Fungi, Ascomycota, Eurotiomycetes, Eurotiales, Aspergillaceae. The transcript has a single exon. Gene Ontology annotation, biological process: cinnamic acid catabolic process; ferulate metabolic process. Bases 1 to 1509 code for a protein of 502 amino acids. The record is from RefSeq and is a predicted model, not a curated record. Gene Ontology annotation, cellular component: cytoplasm. Gene Ontology annotation, molecular function: carboxy-lyase activity.
AUGACUACUCCAACCGCAGCGGGGGACCUUCGACAGUUCCUCAAAGAGCUUCAAGAUGAAAAUGACCUUCUCAUCGUCAAGGAAGAGGUUGAUCCUGCCAUGGAACUAGCAGCUAUCACACGGCGGGUAUAUGAAACCGAGGAAAAGGCCCCUUUAUUUGAGAAGAUCAAGGGUCGACAGGGAAAUGGCCUCUUUCGUGUGCUCGGUGCACCAGUCGGGCUCAGCCGCGUUCCCGGCCAGAGAUUUGGUCGGAUCGCGAAGUCCCUCAAUUUGCCCUCCAAAGCAUCGGGAAGUGAGAUCAUUGACAAGAUCAAUACGGCUAGAAGUCUCCAGCCGCUGAAGCCAAACGAGGUCUCGACUGGUCCUGUGAAAGAGCACAAGAUCUUCGGAGACGAUAUCGAUCUGACAACUCUCCCGACCCCUUUGUUACAUCAGCAUGAUGGAGGAAAGUUUCUCGAGACCUUUGGUAUGCACAUUGUGCAAACACCGGAUGAAAGUUGGACAAACUGGUCGAUCACUCGGGGUAUGGUGCACGAUAAGCGCAACCUUGUCGGUCCUAUCAUCCCGAAGCAAGAUAUCGGCGUGAUCUACCAGAUGUGGAAAGACAAGGGUGAAGAUAUGCCCUGGGCAUUAUGCUUCGGUGUACCCCCAGCUGCCAUCAUGGUCGGCGGUAUGCCGAUACCAAAGUGGACCGAUGAAGCUGGGUUUAUCGGUGCUCUUGUCGGAAACCCCCUUGAAGUCGUCAAGUGCGAAACAAACGAUAUCCGGAUUCCAGCAAAUGCCGAGUUUGUUUUCGAAGGAACUGUUUCUAUCACAGAAACUGCUGCUGAGGGCCCUAUGAUGGAAUACCAUGGGCACGUUUGGCCGAACCAAUUUAAGCCAUGCCCUCUCUUCAAAGUGAAUGCCAUCACCUAUCGCGAGGACCCAAUUCUUCCGAUCUGUAUAACUGGAAGGUCAACUGAGGAAAGUCACACCGUGUGGGCUGUCAUGAUCGUUGCGGAAGUCUUGCACAUUUGUCAAAGUGCAGGCCUACCUAUUCAGAAUGCUUGGUGUCCGUUCGAAUCUCAUGCUAUAUCGUAUGUCCUGCAAGUGGAUCGCAAAAAGUUAUUGGGAAUGAAAACGAACAUGUCCGAAUUCUGCAACAAAGUCGGCCAUGUGGUGUUUGGCUCAAAGCCAGGUUGGUACAUGGGCAAGAUCUUCCUUGUUGGAGAAGAUGUCGAUCCAACAGACCUCCGUGACGUUAUUUGGGCCGAAUCGACACGAUGCGAGCCUGGCACAAGCGAAUUUCUGUUUGAUGAGUAUGGGAACAUUCCACUGAUCCCUUAUGUGGGUUACGGAACCAAGGCUGCGCGCAAUCAUAAAAAGGUCGUCAAAUGUUGCAUGCUACCUUCGGAAUUCGAAGACGAGGAACUUUCUUGGAAAGUGGGCUCUUUCCGGGGGUCUUACCCUGAGGAUGUUCAGGCUCAAGUGGAGCGCGACUGGGUGAAGUAUGGAUUUGAGAGCCUGUGA